Molecule: messenger RNA, 858 nt
Organism: Sphaeroforma arctica JP610
Lineage: Eukaryota; Ichthyosporea; Ichthyophonida
Exons: 6
Coding region: 22-858 (278 amino acids)
Source: RefSeq, a predicted model, not a curated record
AAGGCGAUUGAUAUUCUGCGAAUGUGCGACAACAUCGGCAAAUACGAGAAACGGCAGAAGGAACUGCGCCUGGAACUAGGCCGACUAUCCAAACUCACAAAGUUCAACACAACAAACGAGAUACUUCGCACAGAACACCGAGAGAAAGUCAGGUUGAUCUUCGAGUGCAAACGCGCAGAGAUCGCCCGCGAAGAGGCGUACCAAAAGGUGCUAGCAGAGGCGGACGACUUCAUCCAGCGCUACGGUAACACUCCCAUUCGGUUGGGUGAGGCUAAUGAGGGUGGAGCGUUGCAGACGCGUACGGUGUUGUCUGGGGCUCUGUUUGCUGAGGAUGGACAGGACAUUAAGAACGAAGGCUUCAAAGCCGGCACAGGCGCAAUCUUUGGACUGGUGGACGAGUCUCUGUAUGCCCCAAAGGGCACCGCAGGUACCCCCCUAACCUCAGGGGCAGCCACCGCCGCAACUGCGCAGAAGGGAAUGUCCCUUGCAGAUCAGUUGAAAGCCAAACAACUCACUGAGCCUGUGGCUGCGGAUGGCGUCAAACCACCACCUCCACCACCGCCCAUGGGUGGUCCAGGAGGACCCCCUCCCCCACCCCCUCCACCCCCCCCGGGUAUGAAAGGUAAGUUGUAUGUGUCGUGUACACAUGCGACGCAGGUGGAUGCAGUCAAUCGAAGAGAUUCAACGCAUAUGCAAAUGCCCAACAUCCUGGCUGAUGUCCGUUCUGGUCGCGCCUUCACCCGUAAUCACGACAUGCCUGAGAUAGAGGAUGCGGCCAAUGAACUGACCAAGCGCAUGACCCAGUACUACGGCCCCACCACCGCUUCUAUGGAAGACCUCUCUGAGGCUGUCGCGUGA